Molecule: messenger RNA, 327 nt
Organism: Scutellospora calospora
Lineage: Eukaryota; Fungi; Glomeromycota; Glomeromycetes; Diversisporales; Gigasporaceae
Source: the annotation of a GenBank genome assembly
AUGUCUGAAGAAAAUAUUAAAAAAUUACAAGAACAAUUAAAUGUAAUAAGAGAAUUAGAACAAAGACAAUCAGAAUUAAAUCAAGAAGUAAUAAUUAGAAAUCAAUAUAUUAACAAUCAAAAUUUAACUAUUAAACAAUAUGAACAAAAAACAUUAGACCAAGUUUCAGAAAUAGUUGAUAAAAGAUUUAACGAUAAUGAAAAACAAGAUCCUCAAGACGAAGUUCGUGAUCGAUCAUUAGUUGAUCACUUGAGAGAUCCUCAAGAGGAAGAUCCUAGUUUCUAUUUUAAGGUUGUUUUGAUGAAUCCUCAAGAAGAAGCAUCAGAU